UUGCGUUUGUGUGAUAUGGUUCCGGUGGUUAGAUAGAUCCGGAACGCUGGUACGUACGAAUGAUGUGGUGCAAGUGGGAAGAUGAAACUGUCACACCUGAUACAUCUGAUACAAGUGUAUCGGUGGACAUGUAAUAGGUGAGGAGAGAAAUUAGGCCAGAAGCAAGUGGGCUGGAGCCGUGGAUGUAAUGGGCCGCGUAUGGCCUGGAGUGGGGUACUUAACCCAUCGUGUAUCAGUGGACUGGUUAUGCAAUGAGAAAACACUAACGACUCUGUUCCCAUCUCCUUCGUCUUCCUCCCUCCUGCUCUCCUCACCUAACCCCUUUUCCCUCCGUGCGAUCGAUCCCCUUUCCCUAGGGUUCAUCGGUCGUCACAAUUGGUAUCUAGAGCCACAAAUUUUUCUUCCUUCCUGCCAGAUCCGCGCCGCCGCACCACAAUCUCUUGGCAAAUCGGUAACAUCCACUGCAUCAGGUGCAGAUUCGCUUCGGUGAAUCAGCCCAAAAUCCUGUGCAGGGUUCGAUUUGUUCGGAGCGGGAGCAACGGCGCCAUCCAAGCCUUCUGCGCAGACACGGCAACUCAUAGCCGCCAUGGACACGCAGACGUCCAACCUCACGGCUCUCAUGGAGAAGCUCCUCUCGCGAUUCGACGAGGAGAAGGCAGAGGCAGACAAACGCGCUGAGGUGCAAACCCAGUUCAAUCAGCAGGUAUCCCAGGAGCUGCAAAGUCUGUCGAAACAGAUCGGGAUCACUCAAGCCGAGAUCGAUGACGUGCGGCAGGUGGCAUCUCCCUCGGCCUCGGCCGCGCUGUCCGCCAGGUCCGGCAUCGACAACCCCUCCACCACCGUGCUGCACACGCCGCCGCCCAAGGAAGGACCGCAUCAACCCGCACCGCCACCAUCACCGGGGCUCCGUGCACCCCCAUCUCCAGGUGCGGUGCCCAUGCCGCACGCGUUCACCGGAGGACCGCAGCCUGCGCGACUGGUCAACGAGGGGCCGCCCCUGCUUCCCAGGCUAGAACCACUGGCCGUUCCACCAGCGCACGCCCACCUGCAACAGCCACGGGAGGAUCACGGCAUCAGACCACCUAAACACCAGUUUCCUCGCUUCGACGGUGAGGGUCCACGCCUCUGGCUUGAUCGUUGUUUAGCUUAUUUCGAGCUCUAUCGCGUGCCGGAGCACAAUUGGGUGGCCACCGCAGCGCUCUAUGUCGAGGGUCAUGCCGCGCUCUGGCUCCGAGCGUUUCGGCAGCAGCAUCCAGUUCUUCAUUGGGAUAUGUUCAGACGUGCUCUGGAGGAGGAGUUUGGACCAGAGGAGUUCGAAUCCAUGAUGCACAAUCUCUUGCAGUUGAGGCAGACUGGCAGUGUGGUGGAUUACAGGCAACAGUUCGAAGUUUACAUGUACAACUUGCUGGCACUAGAUGCAACCCUCAGCCCAAAAUUUUUUGUUACUCAGUUCUUAUUAGGCCUGAAGGAUGAGCUCCGAGCAGCAGUACGCAUUCAAGCACCCAAUAGCAUAACGAGGGCCACAGUUUUUGCAAGGAUUCAGGAAGAAGAGCUUGAAAAUCAGCGUUCCAAGUCACGACCGGCGCAUACGGGCAGAUCAUCACCACUGCUCUAUACGGCACCACCGCCAGGAAGACCACCACCAGCACCAUCCACAGGGCCUGCGGUGCCUCUGACUCGACCGAUGGCAGCAGCCAAACCAGCUACAGAUGACUUUGGCAGAGAACGACAGUUACGCGAUUACAGACGCCAACAUGGUCUUUGUUUUCGCUGUGGGGAGAAGUACUCCAGGGAACACCAAUGCAAGCGCUCAGCCCAGUUAUUGACAAUUGAGGUAGGGGAGUAUGGGGAAGUUCUCUCCGAUGACGCGGUACGCGCCCUGGAACUACUGGAUGAGCCGGCAGCCACAGAAUCAGCCUGUUGCUUACUGUCAGCCAACGCGGUGGAAGGCACCGAAUCCGCGGAAACGAUCAGACUUCGCGCAACCGUUGGCGAUCAGACAAUGUUGUUGCUGGUUGAUUCCGGGAGUACACACAGUUUCGUCAAUGCCUCCUUCGCCAAACGCAUCACUGCAGCAACCAAGCCCAUACCUACAGUAGCUGUCAGAGUGGCUAAUGGACAACAGCUACAGUGCACUGAAAUGGUUCCUCAGUUACAAUGGACGGCACAGGGACACAAGUUCAGUUCCGACAUGCGUGUCCUGCAACUUGGGGUCUAUGACGCAGUCCUUGGGGUGGAUUGGCUUGCCCAACAUAGCCCGAUGCAGUGUGAUUGGAACCUCAAGACAAUUCAGUUUGAUUGCGAAGGAACACCGGUGCAUCUCACUGGUGUCCGAUCAGACGAAACACCAGCUCUCACAGCCCUCGAUGCAGCUCAAUUAUGGCAAAUGCAUGAGGCGAACGAGAUCUGGGGUGCUGCCUUGGUGGCCAUGCAGGCCCUGUCCACCCACAAUACAGAGGAUCCUAUUGUCCCUGUAAUCCAACAAGUGUUGACAGAAUUCAGAGAUGUCUUUGAGGAGCCUACCACACUUCCCCCACACAGGCAAUAUGAUCACGCCAUCAAUUUGGAACCCGGAGCAGUCCCCGUCAACUGCCGACCCUACCGCUACUCGCCGCUGCAGAAAGACGAGAUAGAACGGCAAGUUUCAGAGAUGCUCCGCCAAGGCCUGAUCACCCACAGCAUGAGCCCGUUUGCAGCUCCGGUGCUGCUGGUAAAGAAGAAAGACGGCACUUGGAGGUUCUGCGUGGAUUACCGUCGCCUCAACACUAUUACUAUAAAGAACAAAUUUCCCCUGCCAAUCAUCGACGAGCUCUUGGACGAACUCGCAGGCGCUGCAUUCUUUUCCAAGAUUGAUUUACGAGCUGGGUAUCAUCAAAUACGAAUGAGAGAAGGUGAUGAAGAGAAGACUGCUUUCAAAACACAUCACGGGCACUUCCAAUUCAGAGUCAUGCCUUUCGGAGUCACGAACGGACCACCAACAUUCCAGUGCUUGAUAAACUCCAUCUUCUAUGGUCCGAAUCGUAAGUUUGUCAUUUCCUUCCUUGAUGACAUUCUUGUGUUCAGCUGCUCUCUCCAGGAACAUGUAGAGCACCUUCGCACUGUCUUCUCCAUUCUCCGUCAACAUCAACUAUAUGCCAAAGAGUCCAAGUGUUCCUUUGCUCAGCCUCGCAUCGAAUACCUGGGUCAUGUGAUCUCCAAGGAAGGUGUGGCCACCGAUCCCAGCAAGACGAGUGCGAUGCGCGAGUGGCCUACUCCAACAAAUGCCACUGAGCUGCGCGGAUUCCUUGGGCUCGCGGGCUAUUACCGCAAAUUUGUUCCCCGUUAUGGAAUCAUCGCCAAGCCACUGACACAACUUCUCACCAAGAAAGGAUUCAUGUGGUCAACUCAAGCACAAGCGGCAUUCGACUUGCUCAAGGAUGCCAUGGUCAACACCCCCGUUCUUGCUCUGCCGGACUUCUCACGCCCCUUCUGCAUCGAGACCGACGCGUGCGACACCGGCGUGGGAGCCGUGCUGGUCCAGGAUGCCCACCCCGUGGCCUAUCUCAGCAAGGCUUUGGGGGUGCGCAAUCAGCGCCUCUCCAUCUAUGAGAAGGAGUUUCUCGCGGUCAUCAUGGCCGUCGAGAAGUGGCGACAUUACCUCCAACGCGCUCCAUUUGUCAUCAUCACCGACCACAAGAGUCUAUGUAGCCUCGGCGACCAACAGUUGGACACAGAGCUGCAGCGUAAAGCCAUGUCAAAGCUAGUCGGACUCCAGUUCUCCUUCAAGUACCGGCGGGGAGUCGAAAAUGGCGCAGCGGAUGCGCUCUCGCGCGUCGGCCAUCUCCUCGCUCUCGACGCUCUGUCAACGUGCCAACCGCAAUGGUUACAGGAAGUGGCCAAUUCCUACGAGACAGAUGCAGAUGCCCAAGAUCUUCUCCAAUGAUUGGCCCUCUGCAGUCCGGAUGAGCAGGGGUAUGAGCUCCGUCAAGGCGUCAUCCGCUUCCACAACAAGCUCUGGAUUGGCGCCAAUUCGGCCAUGCAAACCAAGCUCAUCACCGCCUUCCACGCCAGCGCGGUGGGGGGCCACUCGGGCGCGACAGCCACAUAUCAGCGUGUCAAGAAACAUUUCGCCUGGCGUGGCCUCAAGCAAGCCGUGGAGGAGUUCGUGCGGCAGUGCGAGGUGUGCCAACAUGCCAAGCACGAACACAUCAAGACGCCAGGCUUACUACAGCCACUGCCUGUGCCCACGGAGCCGUGGCACGACCUAACCAUGGACUUCAUCGAGGGAUUGCCGGCGUCCGAGGGCUACGAAGUCAUCAUGGUCGUCGUCGACCGCUUCACCAAGUACGCACAUUUCGUGCCUCUCCGCCAUCCCUUCACGGCUGCAACGGUGGCACGUGCCUUUUGGGACAAUAUCAUCAAGCUCCACGGCGUUCCUCACUCCAUCGUCUCCGACCGGGACUGCAUAUUCACCAGCAACAUGUGGCGUGCCAUUCUUGAUGCUGCUGGCACCAAACUGAGCUACUCCACGGCGUACCACCCACAAACUGACGGCCAAAGCGAGCGUGUGAACCAGUGUCUGGAGAUGUACCUGCGCUGCGCUGUCCAUGAUACACCAUCCAAGUGGCGCAAGUGGCUCUCGACAGCGGAAUUCUGGUACAAUACCACCUAUCAUUCCUCGCUGAAUACCUCACCCUUUCAGGCACUGUAUGGGAAGGAGCCCAAUUUUGGAGGACUGCCGACGCUCGCAGCACAAUUGCCAGCAGAAACGAGCUCAGAGCUGGACUGGGCCACGCAUACAGACGCUCUCCGGGCACAGCUCGCGCGCGCCCAGAAUCGUGUCAAACAGAAGGCAGAUAAGCACAGGACGGAGCGCUCGUUCGCGGAAGGUGAUCAAGUGCUCCUCAAGCUUCAGCCGUACGCGCAGUCUACGGUGGCUAAUCGCCCCUGCCCCAAGCUCGCCUACAAGUUCUUCGGACCGUUCACUGUCCUGCAACGCAUUGGCGCCAUGGCAUACAAGCUCCAACUGCCGGACAACAGCCGGAUACACCCAGUUUUCCACGUGUCACAGCUGAAGCCUUUCACACCGGACUACUCGCCGGUCUUCUCCGAGCUGCCUCGCGCGCCAGACCUCACCGCGGCUCCCCUCCAACCCGUGGCCAUCCUGGAUCGACGGAUGGUCAAGAAAGGCAACAACUCGGUGGUUCAGGUGCGCGUUCAGUGGUCAUCUCUUUCUCCAGCGUCAGCAACCUGGGAGGACUACAACGUGCUGCGCCUUCGCUAUCCUACGGCACCUUGCUGGAAGAACGACGCUGCCGCUCAAGGCGGGGCAACUGUCACACCUGAUACAUCUGAUACAAGUGUAGCGGUGGACAUGUAAUAGGUGAGGAGAGAAAUUAGGCCAGAAGCAAGUGGGCUGGAGCCGUGGAUGUAAUGGGCCGCGUAUGGCCUGGAGUGGGGUACUUAACCCAUCGUGUAUCAGUGGACUGGUUAUGCAAUGAGAAAACACUAACGACUCUGUUCC
This is a messenger RNA of Triticum aestivum (bread wheat), 5503 nucleotides long. RefSeq lists its product as uncharacterized. Gene Ontology annotation, biological process: proteolysis. Lineage: Eukaryota; Viridiplantae; Streptophyta; Magnoliopsida; Poales; Poaceae. The coding region runs from base 587 to 3922 and encodes 1111 amino acids. The transcript has a single exon. Gene Ontology annotation, molecular function: aspartic-type endopeptidase activity. The record is from RefSeq and is a predicted model, not a curated record.